Molecule: messenger RNA, 6353 nt
Organism: Dermochelys coriacea (leatherback sea turtle)
Lineage: Eukaryota; Metazoa; Chordata; Testudines; Dermochelyidae
Product: suppressor of cytokine signaling 1-like
Exons: 3
Coding region: 688-1200 (170 amino acids)
Biological process (GO): phosphatidylinositol phosphate biosynthetic process
Cellular component (GO): phosphatidylinositol 3-kinase complex
Molecular function (GO): 1-phosphatidylinositol-3-kinase regulator activity
Source: RefSeq, a predicted model, not a curated record
ACCCUGCCGUCGGUACCCGAGGCAGGCGCGCGUGCGGGGGAGGCGGGCGCGCGCCAGCCGGCAGCCCAGGGAGGCUGCUGCAGCUGUUGGGACUGGCUUCUCGCUCUGCCCCCGGCGCACACCCCUCCGCAGGCGGGACGCGCCAAGCAGCUGCCGCCGCCUUCCCGUGACUCAGCCCCGCCUUCCUCGCUCUCUCUCCUCUGCGCUCAGAGCAACUUUGCUAGGGGACUCGGCUCCUAAAUGCUCCUUGGCGGGUUUCCAGCCGCACUUUGGCACCUGGGCAACUCUCAGGGACCGACUUAGGAAACGGGGGAGGGAGAGAGGGCCAGACCCCCCCCCUCCGCCUCUUGUCCCGGAGAGAGCAUCUUCUUCUCCUGCUUGCAAACCUGAAGCGCCCUAGCUCCCAUCCCUCCUCCCGGCCCCCGGCACAAGCGAGCCAGCAGGAGGAUUUGGCGUGCAUCCCUGGCCCAAGUGCACGGGCUGGCCCCCGCCUCCAGUGAGAAGCUAUUCUUACUUGAGGCUUUGCAAAAGUUAGGAAGUGCUGUGCUGGAACUCUUGGAAAUGGAUAGUCCUGGGCCUUAUGUCCAAAAGCUUAUCCUGAUGGAUGGCAAAUUGAAAGAGGCUGGAUGCAAAGAAGAAAGUGUUUUAAAGAUAACAUCUUUCUGGGAUCCAUGGGCCCUUUGAGAGAUGAUCAGAGGGAGGCCGGAUGAUCUACUGAACGCACACAAGAACCUUUCCCUUCCACAAAGUCAGCAUCGGAGCACUCCCCACCCUCCAGCUCCAUCCAGGUUACCCACUCAUUACCGGGCCUUCCGCAGCUGUGAGUGGGAGGUAGUGGAGCGAUCGCUCAAUAUCCUGCAGGCCAGUGGCUUCUACUGGGGUCCCUUAUCUGUGAGUGAAGCACACGCCAAGCUACAGCAGGAGCCGGUAGGGACCUAUCUGGUGCGAGACAGCUCUCAGGGGAACUGCCUCUUCAGUGUGAGUGUUCGGAUGCCAGAGGGCCCAGUCAGCCUCCGGAUCUCCUUCCGGGAGGGCUACUUCUGGCUGAAGGACUGGUUCUCGGACUGUGUAGUUAAGCUGCUGGAGAUGGUGGUGGCAGGAACCCAGGCCAACCCCCUCUACUGUGAUGAAAUGGGGGAAACCCCCUUGGUGUUCUCCGAACCCCUUUGCAGGAACCGCAGGGUUGUGCCCAAGUUGUAGGAACUUUGCUGUCAAAGCCUGGGAACUUACAAUGAGAAAAGGGAGAAAGGUCAGAGAUUGGAAGAGGUACAUGGGAGGGGCAGUUACUUUUCAGUGUGGAAAGGAACAAGGCAUAAUAUCACCUGGAAUCCACUGCCUAUGCAGAGAGAUAGUCAGCUGCAUACAUGUGGCAGGCAAAACUGAGCACGUGUGACACACUAACUGAAUGUGCCACUGCUGUUGGAUUGUACUGGGAUACGCGUGUGGGGGGUAGCUUAAACCUGCUGACUAUGGGAGCCAUGUCCUCCUGAGGUAAAGAUGUGUAGCUUUUCCCUGUGGUAGAGUAGAACUGCCACAAUCCAGCACUUUUUAUUCCAGUUGUGAUGCAUAAGCUUCAGAAACACGGGCAUUGCCUGUCCUCCCAGCACACCCCUCUUCUCCCUGUAUUCCAAAGUGCCUAAGCUAUUUCUUGCUGAAAAAUCUCUCCUCAUGGAAACGUCCAGUUGAAUUUCAAAGACUUUGACAAGCUCCGAUUCAAUGUCAUCAGGAAUUGUACACUGAUCUCUGAUACCAAAGCAACUUGUGUGUGUGUGUGUGUGUGUGUUGAGAGAGAGCGAGAGAAAGAUUUCACAACCAGCAGCCUUCACUUCCCUGCACCAUGGAAAUACAUAAUAUGCUACUUCAGAAAUACAAGAAAUGACUGUCUAACAUUUGCACUGGAGGAAACGGUUGUAGGCAUGUGUAAUAAUACAGUUCCACUAGCUUCUGCAUCACUUGUAUUGGAAGCUGGACUGCAUAGCUUCAUUUUUUAUGGGCAGCUGGGCUAUACUGUAGUGGGAUGAUAAUAUAUUUCAGACAACUAAGUCUUGGUUUGGAGAGUCCAUUCUGCUAUUGAUUGUAUCAGCAGAUGUGUCUAAAGCACCAUAACGUGCGGUCAUCUGGCAGUAUGCUGCUGCCCCCUGCAGAUCAUUAUUAAAGGAAUACUCUAAAAAGUUAGGCUUUUGUCUAAAAGGGUUGGAGGAAUGCUUUAUAAAACUUACUACUAAUAAAAAUGUUUUCAAAAUGUCUUUGAAAGGAGCUUUCAAAAAUGUAAUAAUUCUCCUGCAGUGCUGGAAAACCAAACAAACUAGCAUUGGGCCGGUACAUGAAAAUCAAAGGUUCACUGGCCAUGGUGAGUGAAGUGAAAAACAAAACAAGGAUUAGUUAGGAACAGUAAAUUUCAUUUCUGUUUUUUUUUUAGUGUGCUAAUCUAAAAUAUAGGUACCACAGAGAGGACACUGUCUCAAUACAUAACGUCUCGAUUUCAAAUAUUGUAUUUGUAUUGCACUGAAUAGUAUGCUAGGUGCCUCAAAAAACAGCUAGUUAUACAAGGCCCUGACGCAAAGAAUACACAUUAUAAAUGUCACAGCUGGUGAGGGUGAGAAUGGACAUGGGGAUUAGACAGAAUUAUGAAAAUAAGGUCCGACGAAGAUUGGGUUAAUCUGAGUGACAUCAGCAUUUAAGUGGUGUCCCUAAAAAUGUACCUAUGAAAACAGAUGCUUCUGUGCACAGAUGGCAUUGUGAGUGUGUAACUUCAACAUGUGGAUUUCUGUGUAACUUCAGAGCAAAUGUUUGAAAAUUUGGUCCAUAACUUGUAUUGGAACAGUUUCCUUUUAAAAGAGAAACCAACUUAAAUUGCCUCAAUAGCAGGUACAAAGUUAAGUAACCAAGUCUGUGCCGACCAGUAGACUGUAUGUUCUUGGUACCUUUUGAGGUACAUCUCUUCUCUUUUUAAUGUCUCAGCAGCAGAGAGGCAAGGUGUUCCUCUGAUUAAUAGCUUGCAUUUUUUUUCGGCACUAGCUCUAAAUGGCAAGAGUCCUAGGCUGCUGCCCACUUCAAAGUGAAAAGAGGAAAUAGGCCCUGCCCCAGGCCCUACAAGGAUUUUUUAAAAAGAAACUUAUUCAAUGAAAUUGGCAUGACAAGCUCCUCAACAGCAUAAUCAAAGUACUCUGUCAUACCACAGGUGGGACUGAUGGCAAAGUAGAUGGAGAGGCAGGUGGGUCAACAGGAGGCAGUCAAUGACAGCAGUAUUUUGUGCCAUUUUGAACUUCUUCAUCAGUGUUCCCAGUUUGUAGGUGAAGCCUCAGACACUCUAUUUCUGUGCAUUGCUGCAGAACCACUGCCUCUGAGCUCCUUCCUCAACCAUGAAUGCUAUCUGCCUGCCCUGUGCUGUGUAUUCCCUUACUCACCCCAUCUCUGGAAGACAGGUAGGACAUAGUCCUCUCUACCUACAUGGCAUUUCACUCCCCUCCUUUGCCCCACUGCAAAUGCAACACCUGAAGUAUGCUGGCUGCCUUCCUCUAGUUACUCCAUGCACUAGGAAAAGGAACUGACUUAUUUCUUCAAAGUUCACAGCUGUGCUCAGGAAUGGGUCUGUUUUACAAUGGUUGUGGGAACACACUGAGGGAAGAGCCAUCUCAUGUCAUUGCUUUGACCCAGCUGUGAACUGUUCUUAUCCGAUUGUUUGGCCUAAAAAUGAGCACCUUGGGUUGUGUAGCUAACAGCUCUUGAAUCAUUCCAUUGUUAAUGGCCACAAUUGCUCUAUUUGAAAAUUAUAUUAAGGAUAAAUAAAAUACUCUAGCUCCUAAUAGAGGGAUCUUUUAGUUAGUUUUAAUGUUCGUGCUUUAUACCUAAACCACACAGCACAUGCUUAACACUCUAUUAUAAAUAGCUUAAUUGGUGCGCACCCUAUAGGAAAUUGGUUUGAGCUCUAUGAAUGACAACUAAUAUAUAAAUGCUAAGUAUUUUUUAUUAUUAAUAUCUAAAACAAGGAUGAUACGCAUGUCUGUCCUAAUUAAUACAAAGGUCUCUCAGAACACAGGGUGGGACAAAGAAACCAAUUUUGGGAGAACUAUGGUGUGGAAAAGUAUUGUGGCAAUUUGGGUGUAACGGGUUUUGGAGAUGGUGCUUUCCCUCCCCAGGAUUAUGGAAAAACUUUUUAAAACUUCUGGAAAAACAUGGACUAAGUAAGUAAAACCAUAAUUGUUUGCUUGUGGGAGUGUUUAAAUCUCUCUCUCUCCCUCUCUCUCUCUCUCUGUAAAGUGUGUUCUGUUAAGAAGGAUUUUGCUGCUGACACUCAGUGGGAGAUAUUUCUGUAAGAUGCCUUGAAUGUAGAUUUGUCUAUCCCCACUCCAAGAAGGAGAAAACAUCCCCUAACAUGUACCCUAGUGCCUCUUUGGAUGUCUGCAAGUCUGUAAUUUCUUUAUAGUAGUCUAGUUAUCUACUACCCUCAAAACCCUGUUCAGGGAGUAGGAAUGCAAGGUUGGUUCAGGUCUCUGACUGGCACACCUCAGUUUGCUGAGGAAAUUAUACAAGUGCACAUAUGGAUUUUUAAUGUGUUCUUGCUAAUGGUAAAAGUUCAAAAUUGAUUGAACUCAUAAGAGGUUCUGUAUAUCAAGCCUUAAAGUGCUCAAGUUUUAAUCCCAAACAAAGCAUAAGAAACUGGAAGUUCCUAACGGAUGGGAUUAUUUACCUGGAUCUCACCAGCUUUCUUAAUAAUGCUCUUGAGUCUUAACCGGUCAUGUUGUAAUUUUCCCAGAGUCCUUGGCUGAAAUUUGUUAGUUUGUGCACAUGUGCAGCAGGGGACCCCCAGCUGAUGGCUUUUAUGUUAUCACUACCUCUGAGAAAAGGGUCUGUGUUCAUUAUGAACCCAACUCACCAGAUCAAACUCCACCUAGAAACAUUGAGUGUACACAAACCCCCACAUCUCAUAUAUUGCAUAGCAUUAGGGCAUGAUGAAUGUUUGGAUUCCUGAAUGGCCCCCCUACGUUAUCAGAAUUCCAAAUAUAAUUUUCCCUAUACAUGCAAUAAUGUCUCAGAUUUGACCUCUCACGAUGUUACCAAAACUGUAUGUUUGCAUUAGUAUUGCCUUGUAAUUUGCUAGAAUUGAUAAUUUAUAAGGAUAAACUUGGGUACUAGACUGUACUGACUUCUUCAGUUUAGUUUAGAUUACACCAAAUAUACCAAUUCCUUGGGUGUAUAACUCCAUUAGUGUUGUAUACUUGUAUACGUAGACUGAUGGAAUCUUCUGUUUGUGUCAUGUAAUUGCCUUACAGGAAGAGGGGACAGAUUAGGGAGGAUGUGGAAAGGAGAGAAUAGGUGUCAUAAAGAAAGACAAAAAAGGGAGCUGAGACAGACAUUCUGACUCACGAUUCCUUUCUGGAGAGUUGUCUGAGCUUUCAGGCCACUACAUCUAGUAGCACUAUUUUCAGAAAAAUCUAAUUUUGAUUCAAGCUAAAUAGUUGAGUUCCAAAUGUGACUUCCCUUGAAUUUGUUCAGAUGGGAAGGAACUGGAUGCGACUCCCAGCCCUUUACCUCUGUCACUGAUUUGAGUCCAGGUCCAGGUCUGUAGUGACCAAAGGUUGUUACCAUCUGCUUUUCUGAACUGAGAUGUGGGGGUUUCAGUCUAGAUCCUAGUAGACAAGCAUGGACAUAGGCUGGGGAAAAAUCAUAUUGCCUGGGACAGACAGAGUCAAGCUUCCUAUCUGUUAGACAAGGACAACAAGGGAGGCUGGUGGCAGACUGAGUAACUUCAGGAGCAGCAGCUUUGAUCUGUGCCAGUCAGAGUGGAGAAGAAUGGGCCUAAUUAAUGUCAGCCACAGUAAAGCUAGACAGCUUUACAAAAGUGUGGAGGAAAAAGGAGAAUACCUUGUCAAUGGUUUGCUCUCAAAAUGCACUAAUGCAUCAGAUCCAGAAUAAAUGACAGCACAUGCAUGUUUUAACAAAGCUUUUAGCCACCUGCCUUUCAGGAUAUUGUUCUUGGUGGCAAUACUUUAGAUUUUGGCUUGAUCCAGAUCUCAUUGAAAUCAAUGGAAGGACUAUCACUGAUUUCAAUGAUCUUUGGAUCAGGCCCACUUCGCAAUAAGACAGUGCUGGUAGAAAGUGGGUUUUCCAUCAUACAUUUAAUCAAAACAAGCCCAUACUCCCACUUUUAUAAAUAACAAAUUGUGCUUGUGGAAUUGAUGGAGUUAUACAUGAAUAGCUCUCAUGUAGAUGUUUUCCAAUCCCCUCAGGCUAUUCUCUUCUGGCUUUAAGGGUGGGAGAGGACCAGGAGCAAAACAUGAACAUGGUAACAUUUUCAGAAAUGCCCAAGUGACUUAGGCUCCAAAGUCCAUUAGGAUAUGUCUUUCCCAAGG